UCGUUUUCUGUGAUUUUGGUUGACGCAUCGCAUCUUCCGCAAAUUUUCCCAUCAGCAGACAUAAAAACCAAAAAGCGAAGCUUUGCAGAUUUACUGCGUACACCGUUUGCGGAUCUGUGACUGACGUCCCCGGACGAAUUUUCGGCAACCGGCGCAGAAAAUGAGCGAGAAACGCAAGGCCGACGAGGAGCUGGACGGCAGUGAGGCCAAAAAGCCGCAGCUCGAGGAGGAGGAAAAAAAGGAGCCUGAUGCCGCCGACAGCAGCGGAGACGCUAAGCCGCUGGUGCAGGGUCCUGAACACGCUGGCACGCUUGUUGUCUGCGGUCAGUUCAACUGGGACAUGGUCGGCAAACGCGACAGCAAGCAGGCCGCCCCUGCAGUGCCUCAGGGGCGCACGCUCUGGAGCCCUCAUAUCUUCGGCCCACUGAAGGAUGUCCGCGUUCGGGUCGCCACCUCUGGAGGUUGCUCAGGACAUAAUGUUAUUGUCACUGAGGAUGGAAAGUGCUUCACUUUUGGAAGGAAUGUUAAAGGGCAACUUGGUUUGGGUGAUGAGGAAAGACGAGACAUUCCAACGUUAGUGGAGAGUCUCAAGGGUGAAAAAAUUGUUGGAGCUGCUUGUGGCAGACAUCACACUUUGUUCCUCACUGAUCGAGGCGAAGUAUACAGUGCCGGAGAUAACAAAUGUGGCCAGUGUGGGGUUGGCAAUACAAACCCUGUUUUGACUGCAACAAAGAUCAAACAUCAGGGAGCGCCAAUUGUGAAGGUUUCUUGUGGCGCAGAGUUCUCUGCUAUCCUUGAUUGCCGUGGAGUUUUGUUCACUUUUGGACUGCCUGAAUAUGGCCAGUUAGGUCACAAUACCGAUGGAAAGUACUUCAUCACAAGCACCAAACUGGGCUUCAAUAACGAGACAAAGCCGAAACGCAUUCUAAUGUACAUCGAAAAGCAGGGUCGGGACAACCACAGCACUCCUGUGGAUGACGUUGACAUUCAGGAUGUGGCCUGUGGUGUCAACCACACAGUGGCUGUCGACUCCAAGGGGAGAGUGUUCUCCUGGGGCUUCGGUGGCUACGGCCGCCUUGGACAUGCCGAAACCAAAGACGAAAUGGUGCCCAGGAGAAUCAAGUAUUUCGACACACAGACCCGAGGCAUUAAGAAAGUAUUUGCUGGGUCCACAUACAGUCUGGCUCUGGCUGAAAAUGGAAAUGUUUUCUCAUGGGGCAUGACCAAACGCACAGGGGAGGCCAACAUGUAUCCCAAACCAGUGCAGGAUCUCUGUGGAUGGGACGUUAGGAGCAUUGGCUGCUCCGUGACAAGUGUCAUGGUGGCCGCUGAUGAGUCUGUCAUAGGCUGGGGAUGCUCCCCCACCUAUGGUGAACUGGGACUUGGAGAGACAAAAAAGUCAUCUGCAAACCCGACGGAAGUGAAGUUGAUGGAUGGUAUUCAUGUGCACGCAAUCGAAAUGGGCAUGGGGCACACCCUGAUGAUCUGCAGGGACGAGUCUGAGCAAGAUAAGGCUAAUCUGGCCGAUCUGCCUGUCUACAACAUCUAAACAAGCCGCUGCGCAUUCCUCCUUAUUUAUUAAUUUACGCAUCUCUAAAUUUGCCCAUUUUUGAUGACAACCACGAGAGUUACUACUUAAGGUUUGGAAAUGUAAGGCUGGUCAAUUACUUAACUCUGGAUCUGACAUCGGAGGAGCCAUCAAAGUAACGUAGACUCAAUACCUCUCAAUUUUAUUUUUUUAAACAUAAUAUUGAUAACAACACUUAUGGGUAGCAGUAGUUUGUUAAGGUAACAAAUAAAAAACAACGCAGGUGACGCCUGAAUUAAAUCGGA
Messenger RNA from Neocloeon triangulifer, 1833 nucleotides. RefSeq names its product protein RCC2 homolog. Lineage: Eukaryota; Metazoa; Arthropoda; Insecta; Ephemeroptera; Baetidae. The transcript is spliced from 8 exons. The record is from RefSeq and is a predicted model, not a curated record. The coding region runs from base 161 to 1549 and encodes 462 amino acids.